GCAGCAGUUUGUAAGACUCCACUCUUUGUUAUAUUUUACUUUCCUCCUCACCUCACACCUCUUCAGUUUGAAAUCUUCUCCAGCAGUGUGACAGCUUUUUUUCCCAUCCUGAUGGCUCUGCUGUUGCCUUUUUUCAUUAUGCUUAAAGUACUCAGUUAUGUCCGUGGCUAUCCCACCGGUGCUCCCACCGGUGCCUGUGAGGAUAUGAUGCCUCGUCACUCUGGGGUGCAGCCUCAGCCUUUUCCAGUACCGUAUGCCAUCCUCACAAACACCAGGACGUUUCAGCCAGGACAGCCCAUUACAGGUGAGGAAUCCUCGAGUACUCAAAAUGUAUAGAUUUAUUCAUUUGAGUGUAAAUUCAGUACACACUUUUGCUUUUGUAUUUUACACAAAUGCAACAAUCUGCAGCUGAAAACGGGAGCCAAAAAAGUGUCCUCUGUCAUGUGAGCUUCUCUUUCCUGCUGGGUCCAGAUGUUAAAGCCUGUGUUAUGCAACCCACUGAGAAUUAUUUGGUCUAAAAGAGGUCUAGUAGAUGUCUAAAUGUAGCCUAAAUGCCCGGUCUAAAAUCAGGCUACCAAAGGUCUAAAAAUGAAAGUUUUUUAGACAUCUAAAUUUAGACCAAGUUUAGACCCUAUCUAAAUCUGGGCUAUAUCUAAAUCAGUACUUGGAGAUCAGUUAUGCAACUCAGUUGCUUUUUGAAAUAAAUAGUUAUUGAAUAAUGGGUUAAAGUGCAACGUCUAAAUUCCAUCUGAAAAUAUACAAAAUCUAGACGGUUGAAAUUAGGUCUUAAAAAAAAAACUAGACGUCUAAUAGCGUUUAUUGGUCAUUGGGAAGUCAGUAACUCCUAUAAAUAGAGGUUUUCAUCCUGGGUGAACUAAGAGAACACUGUACUUCUUAGACUCUGUAGACUGGGGUCAAAUUAGUUAUAAUAUCUGCAGAUCAAUUUAACAACCAUACUACUUUCUGAUUAAUCUGUUUCAUAUGAUAUAUAAGUCAAGGUUGUUUUCGGCAGUUUAUUUCAAUGAUUUCACUGCAGUGUUUAUUUCUUGAAUCUGAUUGAUCAUUUCAUAAAGUCUGUUAUACCUCAACUGAAGGCUGUUGCUACCAAGAACAUACUGUGACCAGGGAUGCAGACAAUUUGCCUUAACAACCCAUUCACAUUAUUCCUGCUGUGAUUAAUAGUUUAUGCCUGAUGCUUUUUAGUAUGGGGCAACUUUUUUUUUUUACAAUUACAACCCCGCAAAUAUUGUUGAUUUUGGUCUCAUUACUAAAGCCUCUGUGAGAAACUUUUGAUCUGUGUUGAUUUUGGCGCCCCCUGUGGACAGAGAUACCUUUUAUCUCUCAAUCUGUACAAGUAGUCUUUUAAGACAAAAACUUCAUCCUGUUGUCUUUUACCAGUGAAAUGUAACUCUCAGUGUGACUAUUUGCCAGAGUAAAAGUAGAAAUAAAGCUGCUUCUUCAGCCUGCUGUCAAUAAACAUGGAGAUAAUAACUGUUAUGUCGCAUAUUCUUGCAGUGACAGUUAGAGGACCAGAUUAUAGAGGUGUGCUCCUAGAAGCUCGGACAUUUGGCAGCACUAACGCUCUUGGUAGCUGGAUGCUUCCUCCUCCAGACACAAAGUUUCUUCAGGUGAGUCACAGGUGUUUCCUUUUCCAGUUUUCUUACAGGACCUAAACUCUAAAUCCAAAACAGAUAACUGCACACAUUGUACUGCUUAAUUUACUUGUUGUUUCAGAAUGAGUGUAUCAAAUCGCUUUGUUCAUUUUUAAGUAGUUUCUUUAUGUUGUAUGUUCACAGUGCUCAGGGAAUCCACAAGCCGCUGUCACUCAUUCUAACACCAAUCUGAAGGGUAACAGCACCGUGUACAGCUGGAUGCCGCCUGACGCUGAGAGCCCAAUCUACUUCAUGUAAAGCAAAAUACUCCAUUUCCUUAUCGGUCAAAGACGCACUUGACAACAGCUCGUUUGUUUUUAUGACUGUUUCCUAUGAUAACAUUUUUGAUGUGACAGGAAACAGCCCGGUCUUUGCUCUGAUUUGAGAAACUAUGAAUUUCUUUUCAAGCCUGAUCAUCUCUUUAAUCAAACAGCAUGUGUAUGUAAUCAUAAAUCAUCUUUACAUAUUUGCUUUUUCAGGGCCACAGUGGCUCAGCAGCGAACAGUCUACUGGAUUGGUGUGAGAUCCAGCACUCUGACCAGAGGUAAACAUACAUACAGCAGGGUCACACAUGGAAAUUAUAUGUAAUGAUAGAGCCUCAUGUGGUGAUUUAUGUUUUCCUUUCAGGACAACACACAAGGGUCAUUCGGCUGAACACAGGUGGAAGUGCUGGGAUGGCUGAAGGAAAACCUCUGCUUGUCCUUGUAACAUGCUUUCUAAUGUUUCAGGUAGUAGGAUAAAAAUGAAGUAUUUCCCGUGAUGUGUCGGGCUCUGACUUCUGCCAUUUAUCUGAAAGACCAAAAGUGCUUAUUCUGUCUUUCUUUUGUUUAUUUUUUUUCUCACAGAUUUGAGAAAUUAUUAAAAGCAUUUCAGCAUGUCUACAA
Xyrichtys novacula (pearly razorfish) is the source of this 2536-nucleotide messenger RNA. The record is from the annotation of a GenBank genome assembly. NCBI's taxonomy places the organism in Eukaryota, Metazoa, Chordata, Actinopteri, Labriformes, Labridae.